UAAUUUGUUUAUGUAAGCAUACCCCAUUCCUUUAUUUCAUUUUAGCACAGGGCUCGGUUCAAUAAAGCUGUACUUUACAUUGCUUACUAUGAUUAGCUUUAACCAGAAUGCAGUAAGUCUGCUUUGUAUCUUAGUUGGAUUUGUUUACUCACAAAGAAAUUUAGAUGAUGUGUGCACUUUAAAAUCGACUGGUUUACAAGGCGUUUGUAAAUUUAUUAAAGACUGUCCAAGUGCACAGGAAGAGCUCCAGCAACAUCAUGUACCUCAGAUUUGCAGUUUUCACAGAUUCGACCCGAUAAUUUGCUGUCCACCUGUAAGAAAACCAGGCGAAAUAAGUAAAAAAAAAUGUGAAGAAUAUUCUGCAUAUGUAAAUGAAACAUAUAUACCUCCAAUCGGAUUAAUAGAUGCUGAGCCAGUAACAAGUUAUGAAUGUGGUCAUACAGUGGAAACACUUAUUGUAGGUGGAACAGAAGCUCAGCAAAAGGAAUUUCCGCAUAUGGCUGCUAUUGGCUAUGGAUCUAGCAUUGAAGAUGCAGGAUGGUUUUGUGGUGGAACAUUGUUGAGCGACGAGUACGUAUUGACAGCUGCGCAUUGCUUAAGUAAUCAAAAUUGGGGAGACGCUAAAUGGGUAAAACUUGGCGUUACCAGGUUAACCAGCACCCAUAGAAAAAGACAACAUAUAGAAGUAGCCGAAUUAAUACCGCAUCCUAAGUACAAGGCAGCGUCUCAUUACUAUGACAUUGGAUUACUCAAAUUGAAAAAGUUAGCUAAAUUAAAUUCAUUCUCACGACCAGCAUGCCUAUACUCAAAAGAAGAGAUUACAGCCGAAAAAGCUAUAGCAACCGGUUGGGGUCAAACGGAGUUUGGUGGAACAUCCAGUAAUGAUCUGCUCAAAGUAACUUUAGAACUCACUGAUCCUAAUGCCUGUACUCGACUUUAUAGACCUUGGAGAAGAUUACAAAAUGGGAUUUUAUCUGAGAGCCAGAUAUGUGCUGGGUCCCAACUAGGAAAUGACACCUGCCAGGGAGAUUCAGGAGGACCCUUGCAAAUAUAUCAUAUCCAUGACGACAUUAAAUGUAUGUACGACAUUAUCGGUGUAGUAUCAUUCGGUAAAAGUUGUUAUGGCAGUCCGGGGGUCUACACGAGAGUAUCAUAUUACAUAAAGUGGAUAGAGGAUAUAGUUUGGCCAUAAAUUUGCCUAUGUAGUCAAAAUACUCAACUAAGAGAAAGUACAAAUAAUAACUAUUAAUAUAGUGUAAUAAGCUGAACAUUCUGAAAAUUUUGUUGAAGUUUUAUUAACACAAAAAAUAUAAAAAUUAAUAAAAUAAAUGUGUGAAUGAGGUUUACUA
Messenger RNA from Zophobas morio, 1349 nucleotides. Its product is annotated as serine protease snake-like. Bases 89 to 1192 code for a protein of 367 amino acids. Gene Ontology annotation, biological process: proteolysis. Lineage: Eukaryota; Metazoa; Arthropoda; Insecta; Coleoptera; Tenebrionidae. The transcript has 6 exons. The record is from RefSeq and is a predicted model, not a curated record. Gene Ontology annotation, molecular function: serine-type endopeptidase activity.